UCUCUGCUCGCUGCGGGGCACGGGCAACGACAGUGACAUCCCCUCCUACCUCUGCCUCUCGCGCGUGCAGUUGAGGGCCGCUCAGCAGCGCGGCGUGCGCGGACACGGCAGCGGCAGUUACUCCCUCCCUCCCUCCCUCUGCUUCUGCUCGGGCGGGUCCAAUUCAAUGCGCUCCUGCACAACGGAAGCGGGGAGCUCUUCCGCCAUUGGCUCGAGCCGCGCCAUUCAAUGCCCCCCCUCUUGACUGAGAAACCUCCCCUCCUUUAACCCCCCGCCUCGUGUCACUGUUACUCGUACGUGCUUGUGCACGCCGGUUUCAGUACACGACCGCUGCGCUGCGUGUCGCUCACACGCGAGAGGAGAGGGGGAUUGAUUCAUUAGCCAUUCAUGGAGUUUCUCUGCUGAGCUCCUUCAGUCUUUCCUUCCGGUUUCCGCCGGGCAUUUCUUUCUGGGUUCUUCCUGGUUGGUUCCUCGGUGGAAGAAAGAUGAACUACCUCAGGAGCCGGAGCCUGAAGCGGCUCCUGUCCCUCGGCCGCCGGAGCAACGCCGAGGAGUCCGCCGAGGAGUGCGCCGAAAUCGCCGACCCGCCGCCGCCGUACAAGCCCACCUGGCGAUGCUUCUCCUACGACGAGCUCCACCAGGCUACCGAUGGCUUCCACCAAGACAACAUGGUGGGGAAGGGCGGGUACGGCGAGGUGUACCGCGGCGUCCUCGACGGCGGGCGCGCCGUCGCCGUGAAGCGCCUGGCGCCGACGGCCGCGGCGGACGAGAAGAAGGAGAAGGACUUCCUGACGGAGCUGGGCACGGUGGGCCACGUCCGCCACCCCAACGUGUCCGCGCUCCUGGGAUGCUGCGUCGACCGCGGCCUCCACCUCGUCUUCGAGUUCUCCACCCGGGGCUCCGUCUCCGCCAACCUCCACGACCUGAAGCUGCCGGUGAUGUCGUGGAAGCAGCGGCACGGGAUCGCCGUCGGCACGGCGCGGGGGCUCCGGUACCUCCACAAGGGCUGCGCGCGCCGGAUCAUCCACCGCGACAUCAAGGCGUCCAACAUCCUCCUCACCGCCGACUACGAGCCUCAGAUUUCGGACUUCGGCCUCGCCCGGUGGCUGCCGUCGGAGUGGACGCACCACGCCAUCGCGCCCAUCGAGGGCACGUUCGGGUGCCUGGCGCCGGAGUACUUCACGCACGGCAUCGUGGACGAGAAGACGGACGUGUUCGCCUUCGGCGUCUUCCUCCUCGAGCUCAUCUCCGGGCGCAAGCCGGUGGACGGCUCCCACAAGAGCCUCAUCGCGUGGGCCAAGCCUUACCUGAGCGACGGCGUCGUGCAAGGGCUCGUGGACCCGCGGCUCGGCGACGGCUACGACGCCGGGCAGCUGAGGCGGCUCAUGUUCGUCGCGUCGCUCUGCGUCAGGGCCGCCGCGGCGUGGCGCCCCACCAUGACACAGGUUCUGGAGUUAUUAGAGUCCGGUGAGAUUUCUCAGGAUCAAUGGCAGAUGCCCGAGAAGGAGGAGCAAGACGAGCUGUGGGAAUUCGACGAUCUCGACGAUUUCGAGGAAGACGACGACGACGACUAUGACAACUACGACGAUGAAUCGGAUUCCCCCUCGAUCUCCUCGUCGGCGUGCAGCAUCCACCCCAAUGAUUAACCCCAAAAUAUUUGCAUCUGUCAGUAGAUUAAUCGAGCGGGUAUGAUCCUUGCGAUUAUACCAGUCUGUACAUACACCACUCCUAGAGAAUAGCAAUCUUGAAAAAAAAAACCCAAAAAAAGAGAAGAAGAUUCAGGCCCAUGGUUUUCA
This is a messenger RNA of Setaria italica (foxtail millet), 1796 nucleotides long. Its product is annotated as probable receptor-like serine/threonine-protein kinase At5g57670. The coding region runs from base 486 to 1646 and encodes 386 amino acids. Lineage: Eukaryota; Viridiplantae; Streptophyta; Magnoliopsida; Poales; Poaceae. Gene Ontology annotation, molecular function: ATP binding; protein kinase activity. The record is from RefSeq and is a predicted model, not a curated record. Gene Ontology annotation, biological process: protein phosphorylation. The transcript has 7 exons.